AUGCUAGUGACCGCCGAACUUGUCGGAUCGGUUCGUGGCAAAAAAUAUCAAUUUGUGUCGCCAAGAUUCAAUUGUCUGCAGCCGGAGAGACGCGUGAAACAUAAGAAGCUAAUUUCCUCUGGGAUGAAGUUUGCGGCGGGAAAUCCCCGUCUGCCGAGUGUGCGUCGGGCGCCGCGCCCGCCAUUAGCAUCGUCCUAUUUUGUUUGCCAUCUCCUGAUCACAUCGCGGUUAAUCAAACAUCGUCUCGCGCCGUUCAUUAUGGUGUACGAUAUCUCAGAUUAUGAUACGAAUUCCCUUCCCCUUUUGGGGCGGGCGCGUGCCGGCGCGUCUUGGCUAUCAGAAGGGUUCGCUCGCGUGUGCAUAAUAAAGGGUCCGGUGCCCCGCAGUGGACGGCGACGAGGACGUCUCUGCCCACCCCUCGGACUUGUCAACACAAAUUUAGGGACGCGGAAUGUUUAA
Messenger RNA from Leptosia nina, 459 nucleotides. The record is from the annotation of a GenBank genome assembly. NCBI's taxonomy places the organism in Eukaryota, Metazoa, Arthropoda, Insecta, Lepidoptera, Pieridae.